AUGGGCAAAAUAUAUAGAUCAAAAAGAAUUUGUACAACUCCAGGACCUGGAGAAUAUGAUAUUGAUAAUUCUAUUGAUCAUGAUAAAUUAAUCAACUUAAAUAGAUGGAGUAAAUCUAAGAGAUUCUAAGAUGAUAGAACUAAUUUUAUUGGUCCUGGAAAAUAUGAAAUUGAUCGAUCUUUCAUUAAAACCGGAAUUUCAUUUACAAAAUAAAAAAAUUAUAGGGAACCAGUUUAAAAACAACUUUUUGAGUCUCCAGGUCCUGGACAUUACCUCGUCGAUUCAGAAUUAGGAUAUAUUCCUGAAUACUUAAUAAAAUAAAAAUGA
Paramecium sonneborni is the source of this 327-nucleotide messenger RNA. Lineage: Eukaryota; Ciliophora; Oligohymenophorea; Peniculida; Parameciidae. The record is from the annotation of a GenBank genome assembly.